AUGAAGUUCACCAUCUCCGCUGUCCUGGCCCUCGCUGCCUCCGCCUCCGCCAUGUCUCUUGGUGGUGCUAAGGAGCAGUGCACCAACGGCGACCUUGCCUGCUGUGACUCCAAGGAGACUCUCUCUGGUGACGGUAUCCUUGGUAACCUCCUCGGCAAGGGUGCUCUUAACGGUCUCCUCGGCAACGACGACGCUGCCUGUGCUAAGACCAGCGCUCUCGACGACCUCAACGUCCUCUCCCAAACCAAGGACACCAACGAGGGUCCCUCUUGCAAGAACAUUGUUGCUUGCUGCCCCUCCGGCUCCGGCAAGUGCACUGCCAUCGACAACUAG
Messenger RNA from Penicillium salamii, 333 nucleotides. Lineage: Eukaryota; Fungi; Ascomycota; Eurotiomycetes; Eurotiales; Aspergillaceae. The record is from the annotation of a GenBank genome assembly.